AGGGGCUUUUUUUACUUUGUUUUCUCUCAAAAAAGACAGAAAGUGACAUUAAAAGUCUCAGCGGAAGCAGCUGUGCGCGCGCUGUUCACCUGGCGACCGAGCACGCGACUUGUUGAGGCGGAAAACAAGCGAUCCUGGCGGUAAACAACAACAAAAUUUAGCUCGCGGAUAGCAACUAGCAGCUCGCGAGGAGGUCCAGCAGCAGAACCCCCCCCCCAAAAGUAGUUCGGUCGUGGAUGAGGUCUCCGGCGGACUGAGCGCGAGCACCAGGUACCCACACCGGAGCGGACAGCGCGCGCUGCACGCGGCAGGAUGUCCACGCGGGUCGGCUCGUGUCUGACAGCCGAGGAGGAGCGCGAGGGGCCUCGGGAACCGCAGCAGCAGCAGCAGCCGACGGACGGGCCCGGUUCCUCCGGAGUGGAGAGGAGGGCGAGGCGGAGCAGCGGCGGCUCGAGCCCCCCGGAGGAGGGCGACGAGCCGCGCGACGCCGACGGAUCGAAGGUCGAGGCGGCGGCGGACCGCGUCGUGGAGGCGCCGCCACCCAAAGUCAACCCGUGGACCAAGAGGACGACGGGCCGGCUGCCGGUCAACAACAACAACAACGUCCACAACAACCCGCAGGGCCCCCCGGAGAAACAUCUACAGAACACUCUGAAAGUCGUUCGUGCCAACAAACCCAGGAUGAGGAAAUCCAGCAAGUCCGGUGACUUCAGUGACAUCACAAACUGGCCCACACCUGGUGAGCUGGCCAAAGAGCAGCAACAAAAUGUCCUGAACAACAACGGGAAGAAGCCGGCCUCCUUGCGCAGAGACAAGGAGAAGACGACCGCGAGGGAAGCGAAGGAGACGAAGGAGGGGAGCAAGGAGAACCAGGAGGCGCAGCCCGACCCGCUGGGGGAGGCGCCCAGAGACGGGGGCAUGUCCAAGGGGGGACAGGACGCCAAGAGCCUGAAGAAGAGGAGCAGCGAGGGGAACAAACGUAAGUGGGUUUCUCUGCCGAUGGAGGACACCACCCGGGACGAUGAGGAGGACGACCACGAGACGCCCAGCCGGGGUCCGGACGCCACGGGAACCCCCGGAGACACGCCCCAUCCCGCCUCGCCCAAUCAGGCGCUCCGUAACCAGAGGGCGCCUGAUGGCAGCAGGAGUUGGAGGAGAGAGUCUCGGGACUUUGUGGACGACAGCGUGCGGAGCGACGGCGUCCGCGGGGGAACCCGAGGCCGAGGGAAAGGUCGUGGCCGCGGGCGAGGUCGUGGGCGAGGCCGCGACGAGAACCCCCAGAGCUCCGACGCCCGCGGCCCCACAGAAUUCGGCAGCAACAUGGUUUACUACUACGAGGGCGGCAGCAAGGGCCAGAUGUACUCGGUGGACGAGAAGCUUCUGAAGGAGUACAUCAAGCGCCAGAUUGAGUACUACUUCAGCCUCCACAACCUGGAGCGGGACUUCUUCCUGCGGAGGAAGAUGGACGCUCGGGGCUUCCUGCCCGUGUCGCUCAUCGCCAGCUUCCACCGCGUCCAGGCGCUCACCACGGACGUGGGCCUCAUCCUGGAGGCCCUGAAGAGCAGCAAGGAGGUGGAGCUGGUGGAGGACAAGGUCCGCUGUAUCAGCGACCCGGAGCACUGGCCCAUCCCCGGAGGCGUGGGGUACCCCGGCAUGGGGCCCUCCGUCGUGGGGUCCUCCGUCGUGGGGUCCCCCGGUGUUGGUUCCCCCCGGACCGACUUCUCCCAGCUCAUCAACUGCCCCGAGUUCGUCCCCCGGCGGGCCCUCGGCUCGGACUCUGCUUCAUCGCCCGUGAGGAAGACUCCCCCCGAGUCCGAUGAAGAGCCCCGGGACUCAGCUGAAUCCGGGGAGUCCCUCGCGACCAAAUAUGCCCCCCCAUCCGACCCCGAGGCCUGGAUCCAGGUGGAGAAACGCCACCGGCAGCCCCCCGGAAAGGAGCGCGGCGAUGCGUCUCCAGACGCCGGCCAGCGGCCUCCUCGGCCGGCCGCGCCCGACCAGGAGGACCUGGACUUCCUGUUCGACGAAGAGAUGGAGCAGAUGGCGCCCAGGAAGAACAAGUUCACCGAUUGGUCGGACGACGGAGACUCUGACUACGAGCUGGAUGACCAGGACGUCAACAAGAUCCUCAUCGUCACGCAGACGCCGCCUCACGCCCGUAAACACCCCGCGGGGGACCGGACGGGGAACCACGAGUCCAGAGCCAAGCUCACCACCGACAUCGCCAAGGCCAUCAACGACGGGCUGUUCUACUACGAGCAGGACCUGUGGAAGGAGGAGGAGACGACCGAGAGCGCCAAGGAGGGCGAGAGCUUCAAGAAGCUGAACGUCAUCAGUCGGGACGCAUUUGACACUCUGACCCCCAAACGGUCCAAAGACCCUCAACAGGAAGAGCUGCCGCCGGCGGGCGGCGAGGCCGACUUGUACCGCCCGUUGCCGGCUACGGUCCCAGAGUCGCCCGACACUCACCGGACCCCCAGGAACCCCCACACCCCCGGACGCCAGGACGCCACCAAGACGCCGAGAUUCUACCCCGUCAUGAAGGAGAGCAGCUCCGUGGACGAACAGACCCUGAGAAAGAAGAAGACCCGCCACAGUUCUAACCCCCCUCAGGAGGCCCACAUCGGCUGGGUGAUGGACUCCCGUGAGCACCGGUCCCGCUCCACCUCCUUCAGCUCCAGCGUGUCUCCAUCAGAGGGCGGAGCUUACGACUGCACGCCGCGCUCGCUGCCCAAGUUCUGGCACCCGUCACACGAGCUGCUGAGAGACAACGGGUUCACCCAGCAGGGGUACCACAAGUACCUGUGGCGCUGCCUCAACGAGAGGAAGCGGCUGGGCGUGGGUCAGUCUCAGGAGAUGAACACGCUCUUCAGGUUCUGGUCGUUCUUCCUGAGAGACAACUUCAACCGCAAGAUGUACGAGGAGUUCAAGCAGCGAGCGCUGGAGGACGCCAAGGACAACUACAGGGCCCCACGUAUUUGGUCCCAUCCCCUACAACGUGAAGUAUCAUGUGCGUUAUUGGUUAAAUGAUCAGGAUCCUAUGGAGCACAGCUCAUGGGCCAUGACACCGCCCAGGACCUACUUCAGCAUCUCAAAGUAAGUCUGCCAUAAAUAUUUGUAUUAACUAUCCUCUUGUAUAUGAGUAUGUGUUUCAUAUAGUUAAGCUUUACUCAUGUGUCAAGUUAAUAGCAGCUAUGCAUAGGCGCACUACACAUUAAUUAGACUAAUUAAAAAUAGUUUUAGAAUGGUAGUAAGUAGAGUGGUGUUUACCUGUCAAUAUGUCUACAUAGUGUUCACUAGGCUCAAGAGAUGGCUCACGUUGCUUAAUUUGUAAAAAUAGUUUUCAUUCAUAUUUAUCCAGUCUCUGUCUGACAUUAAUCUGAAGUGGUGGUGUCAUGAAGAGAUGUGUUGACUGUGUUUGGCUAAUGUCUGCCUUUUUUUUCUUUUUUCCAGGAGAAUGGACCAAAUGUCAACUGGAAGAUUUUUUUAUUCAUAUAGUUUCACAAAAGCUCAGGAGUAGACGUAUGAACCUGUGCACAAAAAUCCAUCACAUAGAGACAUGAGAACUCACUCACUCACUCACACACAUAUACAUUCUAUUAUGUAAAUGUAUUUGCAUUUUAAAAGCAGCUGGAAUUGUUAUUUGUUAUUUUAAAGAUUUUUUUGUUCAAAAGGAACUAUGUUGCCCGUAUUUUUUUUACUAUAUUUACUUGAUGUUAUAAGCAUUUGUUCAUGGGACCUAAAUGUUCUGAAAAUGUUGUAUUAAUAAAUAUAAUUUACAACAGCAAUGACAUUUUUGUGUUAUCCUUUCGCAUUACACCAUACUGUUCAUUUUGAACAAACAGUGUGUUUAGAUUAAUGUAUAUUUCCACUUUUGAUUUGUAUUUCCAUCACAAGUUAGGUUUAUUCCUGUAGACACCCUGACUACAGAUGUAGACCUCCAUACAGUUUCUCUUUUUUUAACAACCUGCCAAGUCCACAUUCCUUUCUGGAAGCUCGUCUCACGCCCUGAAACCCAUCAGCUGUUAGUAGAACCGGUUCCUCCACGCCGUUAAAUACCGUGGGAUUUCUGGAAGUAUUUACAGUUGAGGAGGAGCAUGGGGUCUGGGUUCGGACUGAAAAUAGAAAAGAAAGAAGAGAAUAAGAUUCAGGAGUUCCUAAAUGCUUCCCGUACCCAACAAUCUGCCUCAAUAUUUUAUCGAAAAUUGUCGAAUAUUCAAGUUGGAAUGUGCGAUGGACUGAGACUAGUAUGGCAAAAAGAUCUUCGGACUGAGAUAAGGGGAGAUGUAUGGCAAGAAAUAAUAUCAAAUGUAGGCUGGGCUACAAGGGAUGCAAGAAGCAAGUUUACUCACUAUAAAAUUGUACACAGAUAUUAUUUUACACCUCUGAAACUGUAUAAAAUGGGAUUGAGGCAAGAUCAUAAUUGUUGGAAAUGUAAUAUAGAAAUGGGCACUUUUCUACAUGCUAUGUGGGAGUGCUCCAAUGUGUGGCCUUUAUGGAAUGCAGUACUAAAGACUAGGGUUGGGUACCGAAACCCGGUGCCAAUAUGGUACCGGUUCCAAUACAACCGGUAUUACCCGGAUCGAAACGCAACGCACAUUUCGGUGCUUCUUUCCGGUGCCUGAGCCGAUUGAAAUUGAAAAAAACUAUUGUUGUGAACUUCUCUGGUGACUCCGCCCUGUCAGCAGGUUACGAGCCUCUCAUAUUUAACUCUGACAGCGGAGGCUGCGCCGUGUGUGACGGCGUGAACCCGUGUGGAGCACACCAGCGUCAGGCUGGGCGCGACGGGGAGACCGUCACCGGUCCCCUGAACACGGGGAGACCGAUGAUGACGAGCAGCCUUAACUCAGAUUAGUACCGUAACGUUGAUUGCAAGUCUUGCAUUCAUAAAAGUAGCCCAAGAAAUAAUAAAUUAGCCAUUAUAACCAUGCUUAAGCUAGCUCGUAGCUAGCGUUAGCUCGUAGCUAGCGCUAGCUACGGGCGUGACAGUCUGCUAGCAGAUGUGUUGGUGUCCAGCGAUCCCGGCUGUAUACCCGGUGUUACCGGGAAUAUAAUGACGGAAGAAUAAAGACCGGGGGCGUCACUUUGCUUCAGUGUAACUCGCUGUCAGAAACAAAACUUUAUUUGUCACGUGUCAUCUUCAGUCCCUCUGAUUGGUUGUUCUCUUUGUCCAUCAACACAGUGACAGGAUUAACCCUAUAAGGUCUGCACAUGACAAUACAUAUCACCUCAUAUAAUGGAGAACAUGUAUUGUGUAUGUUAACAGUCUGAUAUCCGUUGUGUGUCAGUGCUCCAUGAUAACGGCUUCAACAGGGAAUAUGGCCGAAGAGGUUUUUAAUGUCCUCAUUGUGCGUUUAAAAAAAAAAAGUAUCGGUUCAGGCACCGUUUAGGCACCGGUAUCGUUUUAAAAGCACCGGUUUAGCACCGGUAUCGGAAAAAACCCAAACGAUACCCAUCCCUACUAAAGACAUUAGAAGGGUGGCUCAAGCGGCCUUUACCAGAAUCCCCACAACUGUUUAUUAGGGCAGAGGUCCCCAACCUUUUUUGAGCCACGGACCGGUUCCGUGUCAGGAAUUAUUUUCACGGACCGGCAAUAUAAAUGACGUAAUAAAUAUGACGUCAUACAAUUAUACUAAGGGCAUAAAGUGCCAAAACUACAACUCAUCAUUACGCCGAAUUAGUGUGAGCCGUGCGCUUGUUUACCUGCAACGAGCCGCUAGUGGAGACGGCGACACAGACGUGUGUUUGGUCCGCUGCUCCUAACCGAGUUCUGGUCGCUGUCAUUAGAACAGGCAGAGUUGUUGUGUGAAAUGUCCCUUAAGGCCACCGUCAUUUGCAUCUCCAACACAUUUUUUUCUAGCUCGGACGGGCUCGAUUCACCGGGUGGGUUUGUUUACAAAUGGGUUGCAGGUCUAUUCUUUUGCAGUCGGGUCUUUUGUGGUUGGAGUACCGCUCAAACUCUUUUAAAAGCCUCUUCCACCCGGUCAACAUCUGAAACAUGUAGAAUAUUCCGCUGUUCACUCGCCCACACAGCAGCGACUUUAUCGGCCAACUUGAAAACAGUUUUCAUUUCCCUGAAGUGACAGAAUUCAUUGAGCAGGUUGAAUAUGUUUUAAGAUUCUUUGUCACUGGAAUGUGCCGCCAGCAGAGGGUUCGGCGCGUGAGACUAGCCUGCAGCGAUAAACCCGAACUUUAAGACUCCUGAACGCGGCUCAGACGCACACACGGGUGUAUCCGGUCCUUUUUCACAAUAAUAUAUUUUUCCGACUGAUUAAAAAAUUUUAAAAAACCAAGCCGCGGCCCGGGGGUUGGGGACCCCUGUAUUAGGGGACACAUCACUGGUGCCACCAGGCCUCACCAACGCAGAGAUUAGACUGUCACUAACAGGCUUCAUGGUGGCAGCAAGGCUUAUCCUGAGAAACUGGAAGAGCCCACAUACGGCCACGCUCACAGACUGGCUCAAACUCAUGACGGAGACGGCUGCUUUUGAAAGUAUGAUUGCCAGGAUGAAGAACAGUUCAAGCCAAAGUGACCAAGCAUGGAAAAGUCUGAUGGCUUUCAUUACAAAUUAGAGGAGGGGUCAAAUACUCAGGGGUAAGAGUUGGAUUUUGAGGGGAUUGCAAAUGCAGAGGCAGGGUAGUGUAUACACACUUACAAGUAAAAGAUCAUUAAGGGGGUGCCGGGGUUGUUUUUUGUUGUCUUUUUUUUUUUUUGGGAGGGGAGGGUAUGUGUGUGUGUAUAUAUGUGUGUAUGUAUGCGUGUGUAUAUGUAUGUCUGUGUGUGUGUGUAUGGGUAUGUAUAUGGGUGUAUAUAUAUGUUUAUGUCUGACAUUUCUGUACUUGUUUUAUGUUUAUAUCAUUAAACAAAUAAAAAAUUUAAGUGACAAAAAAAAAUACCGUGAGAACUCAAGUGGCCAAAAUACCUGCUAAGCUCCAGCACAGUUGAAGUCGUCACAGCGAUGCAGGUGUUUUCAUGACCUCAUGUCUAUAGAGGAACUCCACCACGGUCACAUGACCUCAUGUCUAUAGAGCAGGGGUGCUCACACUUUUUCAGCAUGCGAGCUACUUAUUAUGCACAGAUAGGGCCCUAGUGGUGCUCAAGCACCAGCCUCUUUGCCCUGGAUGAGAAAAGUGCCCUUUUUGCUGGAGCCCACUUUUUUUUUCAUUUAUCAGUAUUUAAGAAGAAAAGUUACUCUCUGUCAUCAACUCCCCCCAAAUGUGUUUUAAUAUCCGACGGGGCAUUUAUUUGAGUUCUUGUGAGAAUUUCGCCCGACACGCUCCGCGGCGCUCACGAGCCCCCCCUCCUCCCCUCCCCCUCCUCCGGCCGCGCCCCUCCCUCCUCCACUUAGUGCUCGCGCAGUGCUCCUCGCGCCACCAAACGGGUGCACCUCCUUCUCCUCUGACCAGCAGCAUCAGACCAACAGGUCAUGACGGUGUUUGUCCCCUGACGUUGUUUUGUGAUAAAUCAACCACAACAUUAGCGCUGCUGAAAACAUGACGUCACAACUAGACUGUACAAUACCAGAGAGGCCUUAGUUUGAGGACCACUGCUCUUGGCUGUUGAUGUCUAUCAAUAUCGCUCAUCUUGAAAAUGAGGUCAGAGGGCAAUACGGAUCUGUAUCAGACCAGCGAAGGAGGGCAAUACGUGGCUGGCAUGACGACCCAUUAGCCAAUCAGAACGCUUGUACUGUUGUUGCUACAGUGUUUCCCCUAGGUUUACAGCUUCAGGGGGGCGGGACUAGUGCCGCUGCUCGCCAGGUUGGUGCCCUAAGCUUAACUCCUUAACGAUGCCCCCCCUGAGAUAGGAAAGGGACCCAUAAUAUAUAAUAAUUAAUCUUUAUUCAUAAAGAAAAUGUAAGCUAUCGGUCUGAUGCUGCCAGAGGAAACGCAGGUUGAGGACAGCAUCAUCAGUGUAUUGCUGCUUCUGCUUCAACUCUGUCUGCAUUUUUUUUUGGCAUUGGGUGACCUUUUUUUUGGUUUGAGCACCUGCCCCCAAAAUGUCUGUGCACGUGCCUGGUCACAUGACCUCAUGUCUAUAGAGGACCUCCUCCUCGAUAGUUUAAUCGCUCGACCAUUUGCCGUGUUCACGCCAUAAGCGUCGAGACGCUCCGCGAGGGGCGGGGCUUAUCUCCGUGUCUCGUCUCCGUAAAGACCGUUAUCAUCCACCAUCUAAUAACUAACCACUAGUUCUGCUUUAUAUUUGUUGUGGACAUCCCACACACUUAACGCCCUCGUGUUUGGGUUCAUGACAUUAAUAUCAUAGAUAUAUAUAUAUUUUUACAUAUCAUCACCCGUAGGCCCACACAGCUUGGUCACUUUCACCGAUGAAGUUACUGUUACGUCUGAAAGACUUCCGCUUCCAGCGCUACGAGAGCGGAACAUCUAAACGGCGUUAUUGUGUUCAUAACAUUAUUAGCCGUCUUGUUCUGAUUCAACAGCGGCGGGACAGCAGUGACGCGAGGAGCAACUCAAGAGCUGAUUGGCCCGAGUUGCGAGAUUACCGCCUCAAGGGACGAAAAGUGUGCCGCUGAAAACGCGCCGCUGUAAACGCUUCGCCCACAUCGCGUCGCCCCAAACGCGCCGCCCGGAGAAAUAUCGCGUCUAUCGCAGCCACACGCGUCUGUACGUUGACUUUUCAUGGCAUUCGGUCGCGUGAAAAAAUCGCAUCGCUUUUGGUGUGAACGCACCUUUAGUCUAUAGAGGAGCUCCACCUCGGUCACAUGACCUCAUGUUAGUCUAUAGAGGAGCUCCACCACGGUGACCUCGUGUUGUUACCGCCCC
Messenger RNA from Pseudoliparis swirei, 8777 nucleotides. RefSeq names its product La ribonucleoprotein 1B (gene larp1b). The transcript has 16 exons. The record is from RefSeq and is a predicted model, not a curated record. The coding region runs from base 313 to 3027 and encodes 904 amino acids. Gene Ontology annotation, cellular component: cytosol; cytoplasmic stress granule. Gene Ontology annotation, molecular function: RNA cap binding. NCBI's taxonomy places the organism in Eukaryota, Metazoa, Chordata, Actinopteri, Perciformes, Liparidae. Gene Ontology annotation, biological process: mRNA stabilization; positive regulation of translation.